Ostertagia ostertagi is the source of this 315-nucleotide messenger RNA. The record is from the annotation of a GenBank genome assembly. NCBI's taxonomy places the organism in Eukaryota, Metazoa, Nematoda, Chromadorea, Rhabditida, Trichostrongylidae.
AUGAACUAUUUCGUGCAUUCGAUCAUGUACACUUAUUAUGCUACUGUCUCGACAGGAAUCCGUCUUCCGAAGCGGAUUUCCAUGACCGUCACUGCCCUUCAAACCACACAAAUGCUUAUUGGUGUUGUUAUCUCGGUUUAUGUGCUAUUUUUGAAACUCAAUGGCGCGGUGUGUCAGCAGUCUUUCGACAAUCUUGCCAUAUGUUUCGCUAUCUACGCGUCAUUCCUCAUCUUGUUUUCUAAAUUCUUCAAUACAGCAUAUCUAGUGAAGAGGGAGAAGACCGCUAUAGUGAAGUCAGCUGAAAAAGUUGAUUAG